AUGGCAGUCGAGGUGGCACAACCCGCUCGGAAUUUUCAGUCGGACAGCAUCGUGCUGGGUGACACCAUCGCCAAACGGUCGCGGAAAACGACUAGUGUACAAUGUGACGACCCCCCGACCUCGAGUGUGGAGGUUAGGCAAGAACAGCUCGCAUUCACGAACCCGAUCUCUGCGCCAUUGCUUCAUGUUGAGACCAGCCUGGCGACGAGUUCGAGUGUGCAGUCCGUUUGUUUCGCGGUCGACAGCCACAUCGCCUCGUCCAGUUCGCCCGCCUCCAAGGGCUCGGGCGUCGCAGCCACCGUUUCAGUGUUUCACCUGCGAGGAAUCGGUGCGUACGGCCGAGCUACCGUUUCACAUUGA
Molecule: messenger RNA, 360 nt
Organism: Penicillium argentinense
Lineage: Eukaryota; Fungi; Ascomycota; Eurotiomycetes; Eurotiales; Aspergillaceae
Exons: 1
Coding region: 1-360 (119 amino acids)
Source: RefSeq, a predicted model, not a curated record